Adineta ricciae is the source of this 219-nucleotide messenger RNA. Lineage: Eukaryota; Metazoa; Rotifera; Eurotatoria; Adinetida; Adinetidae. The record is from the annotation of a GenBank genome assembly.
AUGAAUCACAUUUCGAAUGAAAUUAAAAAGAUGGAUAGUUUUAUUCCAUAUAUCAAUAAUGAUGUUAACGGCACAGGCUUGACAAACAACUGGGAAAAAACGCGAAUUCUUAUCGAGAUAAGUAUCAAUGAUGCCAUUCUAAUGAGUAAUAUUUAUGUUAAUUCUUUCCAACAUAGCAGUGAUCUAAUAGAAACGAAUGUUGACGUUCAAUCUUCGUAA